Molecule: messenger RNA, 1119 nt
Organism: Triplophysa dalaica
Lineage: Eukaryota; Metazoa; Chordata; Actinopteri; Cypriniformes; Nemacheilidae
Product: SLAM family member 9-like
Exons: 5
Coding region: 194-1033 (279 amino acids)
Source: RefSeq, a predicted model, not a curated record
CACCCAUAUGACAUGGAUCAGUGCAAAGGCAUUUCCGUUUCAUGGAUUUCACAGGCUGGAAAAGACACUUUCAGAGGCGUAGGGCAUCCUCAACACAGUUUCUUUUUGUUUCCCGAAGACGACAUUCAGCAUGACAGACUUUAAAGGGAAAAAGUGUGUUUCAAGGUAUUGUUUCAUGUGAUGUUUGAAGAGAAUGUUUGCAGACACAAUUUUUGUUUGCCUGUAUGUCGUGAUAUCUAACGGUGUGUUUGGUGUCGAUUCAGAUGAAGUGAAGUCACUGAUGGAGGGAGAAUCUGUCACUCUACACACUGAUCUUACUCACAUACAGACAGAUGAUCAGAUAUUGUGGAUGUUUGUUCCUCGGGGGGAUCUUAUUGCUGAAAUAAAUAAACAUGGCAACUUUUGCGCUAUAUAUGAUGAUGUUGAUGGGAGAUUCAGAGACAAACUGAAGUUAAACAAAACGACAGGAUCUGUCACCAUCACAAACAUCAGCAUCACAAACUCUGGACUUUAUAAACUACAAAUCUGCAAUAGACCAAAGACAAAAUGUUCAGAAAAGAGAUUCAAUGUUACCGUAUAUGCCCGUCUGCCUGUUCCUGUCAUCAUCAGUUACUGUCCGCAGGAUCCUAAAUCAUCAGAAAGAUCUUCAGUGUCAAAAUGUGUGUUGUUGUGUUCAGUGAUGAAUGUGACACAUGUGAGUCUCUCCUGGUACAAAGGAAACACUUUAUUGUCCAGCAUCAGUGUGUCUGAUCUCAACAUCAGACUCUCUCUACCUCUGGAGGUGGAAUAUCACGAUACAAACACAUACAGCUGUGUCAUCAACAAUCCCAUCACAAACCACACACAACAUUUAGACAUCACUCAAAUCUGUCGGACACAUUCAGAACCGAAACCGGCUUGCAUAGUUUUAGCAUUAAUACUGUUUGUUCUGGUGCUUAUAUGUGGGAUGUGUUUCUACUGGAAUAGAAGGGGAAGUAGGGCCCCUGUUGAGCAAGACAAUAGCGAGUUCACCAAGGAACAAAAAAAUCCAUAAUUUGUUCCCAAAGAAGAAAACCCUCUGUUAUUGAUGCUAUAUGAAGAUUUCUUGGAUGAUAUGGAAAUGUGAAGAAUGCAUAAUUU